AUGUCCGACCUACCCUAUAAGUUCAAGGUCGAGGCCAAUGAAUCAAUUCGUGUUGCCUUCCCCGACAAAUAUAAUAGCAACCGAAAAGACCUCGAGACCUUCAUCUUUCAAGUAGAGAUCUACUUCAAUUUCAACUACGAGAAGUUCGAGGCCAACUACAACCAACAAAGCCUUUGGAACGGAAUGAAGAAAGAAAUACGACGAAUGUUUGGAGACAUCGAUGCCACUCAAGUAGUAGUACGAAAGAUACUUGAUCUUCGCCAAACUGGGACAGCUCUUGUUUACGCAACAGAGUUCCAAAGAUACAGCACCAAGACAGGAUGGGAUAGCCUUGCUUUGAUGGAAUUAUUCUGUCGAAGAUUGAAGGAACACAUCUGUAAGGAGAUAGCACGACAGAACAUAGUCUACAACGACAUUGAAUUCAAGAAGAGCCACGCUCCACGAGAAAGCCAAAAAGGAAACCACCAGUCCGGACAGGGACACCAGUGGAAGAAAACCAGAACAAUUGGCGCGACUCAACAUGGAGGAAAGAAAUUCGUCUCGAACGAGGAACGAGACAAGCGUCGGGAGAAAAGCUUAUACUUUGAGUACGGACUUCCAGGACACCAAGCUGCCUCCUACUAUAAAGGAAAGCCCCAAGGGAACAAACAAGCUUGGAAAAGAAAGUCUCGACAGGUCAAUGCUACCAGCUACCGACAAGUGAAUACAACUAGACGAAAGGAUCUGACCGAAGAAGACCUUGAGUCUAUAAGCAUCCACAGCCAGCUUGGAGCUAUAGAAGCUCAGCAAGCCAAUAACCCCCCACCAUACCAGAUAGUAGAGGACUUAGCACUACGAAUAGAAGCUACUAGUCUAGAAGAUUCGACCUUAUCCGACUCUCGGGAGAAGCCCGAGGAACCUAGUAGGUAG
This is a messenger RNA of Venustampulla echinocandica, 909 nucleotides long. RefSeq lists its product as uncharacterized. Bases 1 to 909 code for a protein of 302 amino acids. The record is from RefSeq and is a predicted model, not a curated record. Lineage: Eukaryota; Fungi; Ascomycota; Leotiomycetes; Helotiales; Pleuroascaceae. The transcript has 3 exons.